GGGCACACUAGGCGCUAUAUUAUCAACUUUCCACAACAGUUCUAUUCAGUAAAACUAUUUGUCUGGAACCAAAACAGUUCUUUCGAGAUGGCUGGAGAUCCGGAUUUUGACACAAAGAAUGGAAUUGUAGACGGGCCAACGCCGCCGCACUCCGAACUGGCGGCCCUAUAUAAGCAGAGCUUUGCCUACUACACGUUCCGUGUGCGCCUGCCCUCGACCUUGGCCACCAUCGCGAAUUCCCUGAAUAAGGACAAGGACGGCCUACUGGCCACAUAUGGUGCAGAAGCAUUAGCCGAUAUUGAACAAACUACAAAGGAUGUCAAACAGCUGCGGGAGGACAUUCUUAACAAUGGUUCUUUGUUGCCCUUUGAGGGGCAGGAUCCCGACACUCAACUGUGGAACGCAUUCCUGGAAAAACUGCCCAAGGAGAAAAGGACUUUCUUCUCCGCCUGCUGGCUCUACGCCGAAUGCUACAUGUACCGCAGAAUCUCAGCCAUUUUCCGGGCCACCCCCCACUUGUCCGCCCACGACUACUUUAGCCAACAAAAGCAGACAGCUGCCCAGCUAAGCGUGGACGCCAUGCUGGCAGUGGCCAAGGCGACGCGGCAGAAUGAUCGGAACUCGGACACCUUCCGGCAGCUGAUCAAACUGAAUCUGUGGGGCAACCGCUGCGACCUGUCCAUCACCUCCGGCAAGCAGGUGAAGCCCACUGGCAAUGCCUUCGACCAGGUCACGGAUUUGGAGGACAAGCUGCUAAUCGACGGCACCGCGGAUGUGUGGAAAGCCCUCGAUGGAGCCUCUGGCGACGGCGUUGUGGAGAUUAUUUUUGACAACGCCGGCUAUGAACUGUACACCGAUCUGAUCUUGGCUGAGUAUAUCAUCGACAAGGGACUGGCGGCCAAGGUGCGCUUUAAUCCCAAGGCCAUUCCCUGGUUCAUUUCGGACGUGAUGGAGCACGACUAUCACUGGACGCUGAAAUUCCUGGCCGAGCAUCCGGACCCGACGCUGAGUGAGUUGGGCAAGAAGUGGCAGCGCCUAACCACGGAGGGUAAGUUCGAGCUUUCACCGCUGGAACACUUCUGGACUAGUCCCUACGAGUUCUAUCGCAUGCCCGAGGUGAAUCCGGAACUGUACAACCGCCUGAAGGCGGCGCAGCUGGUGAUCUUCAAAGGUGACCUUAACUACCGCAAAUUGUUAGGAGAUUUCUCCUGGGACAGUACAGAGUCCUUCGAAACCUGCCUGAGGGGUUUUCGUCCCUCGAACCUUUGCACUCUGCGCACGGUUAAAGCGGAUCUGAUUUGCGGACUAGCCGAUGGUGUGGCGGAGCAACUGUUUGCCAAGGACAAAGAGUGGAUGCUGACCGGCGAAUAUGGCGUCAUACAGUUUGCCAGCAAGUAAAACAAGAAAUCAAACCAAGGACACGGAAAUAGUUGAAUUGUUAUAGCCUAGCUUAAUUGUUAUAAAGUAGAGUGGGCUGAUUCUAGAGGCGAAAUGUAACUAUAGACCGUUUUCUAGUAAAAACUGCUAGUUAAAUUGUUUUAGCAAGUAAAAUAUUUGGUAAAACCCAAAUUGUUGAAAUUCAAAGUACCUUUUUCGUAGUUUGUAAAACUUGCGUUUUAAAACUAGUCAAUUAUUUGUAUAGUACUCCGUUUAAAAAAAAAAUGUUGUAUAGGUUUAUUUAUUAAGAAAUUUUAACUUAUUUUGAAAGAAUUAUUGUAAAUAAGAAAGGUUAUUUACAUCUUUAGAGCUUUUCGCCUCUAGCAUUGGAUCCAUUCUCUAUAAAGCCUUUUGCAUUGUUAUAAAAGCACACGUUCUCACAUCUAUGAACAACAUCAGUUGCCCAGGGGCAACAAAAAAUUAAAAACAAAUCUCAAUUUGGAA
Molecule: messenger RNA, 1881 nt
Organism: Drosophila rhopaloa
Lineage: Eukaryota; Metazoa; Arthropoda; Insecta; Diptera; Drosophilidae
Product: damage-control phosphatase ARMT1
Exons: 5
Coding region: 88-1398 (436 amino acids)
Biological process (GO): DNA damage response
Cellular component (GO): nucleus; cytoplasm
Molecular function (GO): phosphatase activity
Source: RefSeq, a predicted model, not a curated record